AUGUCUGGUCGUGGAAAAGGUGGCAAAGGACUUGGGAAAGGAGGAGCAAAACGUCAUCGUAAAAUCCUUCGUGAUAAUAUUCAGGGUAUUACCAAACCGGCUAUCCGUAGGUUGGCCAGACGUGGCGGGGUAAAACGCAUCUCAGGACUCAUCUACGAAGAAACGCGUGGUGUUUUGAAAGUAUUUUUAGAGAAUGUCAUACGGGAUGCAGUUACAUAUACAGAACACGCUAAAAGAAAGACUGUAACUUCGCUCGAUGUCG
Molecule: messenger RNA, 262 nt
Organism: Paraglomus occultum
Lineage: Eukaryota; Fungi; Glomeromycota; Glomeromycetes; Paraglomerales; Paraglomeraceae
Source: the annotation of a GenBank genome assembly